UAUUAGAAGUUAUCCACUUCCGCUCAAGAUGGCGGCGCAGCGGAGGAAUCUAAUGCAGAGCCAUCAGAGUUGGACAGAUGACCUGCCCCUGUGCCAGAUGUGCGGUGUGGGCAGUGCGCCCAACUGUGUGUACGGAACAGAUGGCAAGGGCACUCAGAGCCACCCGUACGAGGAUGGGCAUUUCCGGUUCAGAACCGAAGAGUGCUUCCUGUACGGCGUGUUUAAUGGCUACGACGGCAGCAGCGUGGCCAACUUCAUGUGUCAGUGCCUGACUGCAGAGCUCCUACUGGGCCAGCUCAACUCCACACACUCGGACGCAGACGUUCGCCGGAUAAUAUCUCAGGCCUUCGAUGCCGUGGAGAAGAGCUACUUUGAGACCAUCGGCGACGCGCUGGCCGAGAAGACCAGCCUGCAGUCCCAGAUCCCCGAGGGUAUUCUGUUCCACCAGUUGUCCCCUCAGUGUCAGAAGCUGUCUGAGAGGCUGGGCGUGCUGGAACAGGAAGUGAACGGGGGCGCCACCGCAGUGGUGGCCCUCAUCCUCAACAACAAACUCUACAUCGCCAACGUCGGGACCAACCGCGCCUUGCUGUGCAAGUCCACCAGCGAUGGCCAGAACCAGGUGAUCCAGAUCGGCCGAGCCCACACCACGGACAACGAGGAGGAGCUCGCUCGGCUGGCACAGCUCGGUCUGGACACCAACCGGCUGCGUCAGACCAGCCUCAUCGCCGGCCAGAGCAGCACCCGCCGGAUUGGGGACUACAAGGUGAAGUUCAACUACACGGACAUCGACGUGCUGAGCGCCGCUAAGAAUAAGCCGGUCAUCGCCGAGGCAGAGAUCCACGGAGGGCAGUCGCUGGAGGGAGUGACGGGCUUUCUGCUGCUCAUGUCCGAGGGUCUCAUCAAGGCUCUGGAAUCCGCUCACGGGCCCGAGCAGGCCAAUCAGGAGAUGGUUGCCAUGGUGGCGGCGGAGCUGGCCCAGCAGAGCACGCUGGAGGCGGCGGCGCAGUCGGUGGUGGAGCGGGUGAAGCGGCUGCACCACGACGCCUUCGUGAGCGGGCGCCAGCGGGCAUCGCACUGCUCGCGCCACGAGGACAUGACCCUCCUCGUGCGCGUCAUCAAUUACCCGCUCUCCGACGGCUCGCUCACGCCCACGCAAGGUGGGCGCAUCUACCCGGUCUCCGUUCCCUACUCCAAUAACCAGAACACCAGUAAGACCAGCGUGACCCUCUCCCUGGUGAUGCCCUCCCAGGGGACGCUGACCAACGGGACCAACACCGCCUCCACUCUGGAGGGAGGGACCCCCACACCUGGCCAGAGCCCCACCGCCACCCUGCAGUCCACCAACACCCAGACGCAGAGCUCCAGCUCCAGCUCGGGCGACGGCAGCCUCUUCCGCCAGCGGGGGAGCCAGGCGGCCCAGCCGGACGAGACGGGACGCGUGCCGCCCUACGUGGACUUCACCGAGUUCUACCAGCUCUGGGGCUCGGACCACAGCGACGGACAGAGCACACAGGGCGGGCUGGGCCCUCAGUGAGG
Sardina pilchardus (European sardine) is the source of this 1536-nucleotide messenger RNA. RefSeq names its product TGF-beta activated kinase 1/MAP3K7 binding protein 1 (gene tab1). Gene Ontology annotation, cellular component: cytosol. Gene Ontology annotation, biological process: protein dephosphorylation. The transcript has 11 exons. The coding region runs from base 29 to 1534 and encodes 501 amino acids. Gene Ontology annotation, molecular function: protein serine/threonine phosphatase activity. Lineage: Eukaryota; Metazoa; Chordata; Actinopteri; Clupeiformes; Clupeidae. The record is from RefSeq and is a predicted model, not a curated record.